AGUAUCCUUCCGAGGCUUGCUUGCAUCAGACGCACAAAAUUGAAAGUUAGUUUUAGUGUUUCGAGGUGGUGCGAGUUGUGUUGAUCUUCGCGGCUUAAUAUUUUUGAUAAUAAUAAACAAUUAAUGCGCCUGAUAAUUAAAAUCUGAAGAACGUAGCUCGUACGUUUGACCACAAAAGUGAUUCAAAUCUUAAAAACGUUGAAUGUAAACAGCACUAUUUUGGCGGGAAGUGAAGUGAAAAAUUUAAAUUUCUACAAAUAAUGGCACCGCGGUUCUUUAGGACCACUCCUACUUUGUACAAACAAUGUAUUAAUACUUUCUUAGAUAAUGUGCAACUAAAACUGUUAACCAGUCGGCAGUUAGAAUUUAUGCCAAUAGCACUUGUUACUGAUAUUUUACUCCAUAUGGCCAGAGUGGACCGAUUAAAGGUAUUAGUGUUGGAGCCACUUUCUAAACCCUUUAUUCUGGAUGGCUUACUGCGGCAUGAGAACACAACGAGAAAGCUCCUUAUGUGCAUGGCCUUAUUGGAGGAUAUAAUCCCAGCUUACGUAAAGAAAGUGGUAGAAAAUUUCAUUUUACAUUCGAAAAACCCGGUGGGUCAAUAUCCGGAUCUUAUCGACUUCGGAUUACGGAUUGGUUCUUUUCUUUCUGACGUCGGUUGGAUGUUGGAAAGUAUACAAAUAUUUAACGUUGUGGAGGCGGAAAUUCGUCUACAGGGAAAUAGUGAAUCGGUGACGAUUCAACUCGUAGACUGCCUGCAAAGGCGACUUCAUUGCGAAACACUUAUAUGGGAGUUUAAGGCUGGUAGAGCCACCAUAGCAGAACUUUCGAUAUUGCUUCGUUCAAUAGAUUUUGAGAAUGUGCCAAAAUAUUUAGCUGUAGAAAUAUACACACGUUCGACGGAGUUUCAUUUAGUGCAACACAAAAUCAAAGAAGGCUAUAGAUGCAGUGCCGUUAUUAUGCAAUAUUUAAGCGAAUCAAUGCCGAAAAAGAUCUUGGUGAAUGCAUUACGAGUUACAGCGAAAGCAUGUUUUGCAAUACGGAAAUUCGGUUUGGCUAAUGUAAUGAUACAGCAGGCAAUCGCUAUGGCAGCCACUGUAUUUGGACGUAAUCAUUUAAUAUAUGCUGACGUUUUGUUUGAUUACGCGUACUUCCUACUCCUUUUCGAUAAACCUAGACACGCCAUUAAUAUUUACGAUGAAGUCCGCAAGAUUAGACUCCGAAAACUGUGCAAUCAGAGUUUCCUCAUCAGUUUGACGGACGUAGCAUUCGCUAAUGCGUGCUACGUUCGAAAACAUAGAUCGCUUACACUCAUCCAAAACGCGCUCCGUGUGUUGACAAGGAUGCUGCCAAUAAAAAACUUACUGCUUGCCUCAACCUUGCGUUUACAUUUAUUGAUCAAGCACCAAAUUUCAACCGAUAAAUAUGCAAGGUUUCACAGGAAUUGUUUUUUGGAUUUCGGCAAGCUGGUGAAAAUACAAACUGAGACCGUGAACAUAUGUCUGGAUGUCCACGACGACAAGAACUUAUUCACAGCAAAAAAUUAUUUCGAAUUGGCGCGUAUUUAUCAAGCAGGAAAAAAUUAUCAGCAUGGCAAGCGUUACAUUGCCAUGUGUAUAUUGGUUACAAAAAAAGGCAUGGGCUCUUCUAAGAAGGAAAUCGACGAUUUGCGUAUUUUGGAAGGCUAUUUAAAGAAAACCAACGAAGAACGGGAUAUUAUCCAAAAGGUUAAAUUGGAACCGUGGCUGCUAAACAGAAUUGAAACAUUUGACCCUGCACAUGAAGUAAAGAAACCAUUAUCCGCACGCUUUCACGGUGGCUUAACCCGUUUGUAUCCGCCACAUAAAAAAUUCCAGAAAUUUUUGAUAAAUUUAGCAACUACAUAUAAUUCGAAGACCGAAAAUUCCCAACAAAACGUUGAUUUUUGGUGCAUAACGCUUCUUCAACUUAUGUAUUUUAAUGGCAUGACAGAGAUUCAGCUAUGUAAAUUGCAAUCGGAACCGUCGUUGGACAUAGAAUCGGAUAACGAAACGGAAGUACAAUCGACUGAUUCAGAUUUUUCACCAGAGAAUUUUAAUUCUCCUGGCAGCAUCGCCAAUUAAAGAGUACGCAAGAUUCUCGUGAGAAACUCGCACAAGUUUUGGUUCUUCGAGCGGAGGAGAAAAUAAAAAUGCCGACGAUGUUACUUCUGUGACAUUAUAUUUUAUUCUCUCAGUUUUUUUCAAAUUAUUUUCUGCUUAUAUAAAUUUAUAAGUACAUAGACAUAUAGGUCAAAAUAAUAAGUACAUUCCUUUAGGCUGCAGUAAUUGAAUAGCAACUGUCCGUUUGUCUUCGGUUGAGUCAGCGUCGCAUCCUAGUUUCGUCAAGUUUUAAUUGCGUGCGUUAAGUAUGUAGGACUGCAUUUUAGCGUAAUUAUAAUGUUAAUAUGUCACUCCUACAUAUGUAUGUAUAAACAUGUUACAAGAAAAUCGACUUUGAACCUAAAUAUAAGAUUGUGGAAUAUUUCCAAACGCACUUUGUUUUGAUCUGUACGCUGAGGGUUCACGUUUCACCUAGCGCUUUGUAUAUCGUUACUUUUUUUACGUUUUGCUCGUAUAAACGUAGACGUUCUUUGUCCAGUUUUCGAACAACUAUCCGAACUAUGAUGGCUUGUUCGUAAUUUAAAUUCAAAUUUAGUCCUUUUAAAGCAUAAAUGCAUUCUUUUGUGGUAUCCAACAGCUGCUUCAUGCUGCACUUUCUCCAUUUGUUGUCGGUUGACAACUACAUACUUGUCUACUUGUGCUGUAAAUUGUAGUUCUAUUUUCAUAUCUUUCCAAAAACUUUUUCAUUUUAUAAGCUGACUUAUAUGUCAGCUGCGGUAGUUCUACUAGCCUCUCGAGAUUAUUAUUAAACUGUUUGCGUGAGUUAUCAUACAUGUGAGUCAGUAACUCUCAAGCUGCCGAGGGAAAGAAAGUAGAGUCAAAUAGUACAUAUAAUGACUAUAAAUGGUGUUCAAAUAUCAUUGAACAUGCUUAUUUAUCAGCAAAGCCGAAAUUCUACUAAAUAUAAAUAUCUAUUUAUACAUAUAUUAAUAUACUUACAUACAUACAUUGUAUAUACAUAAUGCAUUUACAUGCAAUGCACAUGUUCAAAAUUGAACAUGUUCGUUGCUGCCAAGGACGGACAACAACAUUAUAUUUACAAAUUUUUAUAUUCUUUAAAUAAGAUAAGAAAUAUUCUAGCUAUUAAUAAUACAGUCCACUAAUAUUAGAUAUCUAUGUUCAAAUAUAUUGAACAUACAUACAUACACAUAUACAUAAACAGACACAUACUUAAAAUGCAUUGUCAUGCAAAACAAUAGCAUUCAACAAACAAUAACACUAAUAUUACUAAGGAUAAGAUGUUUGCAUAUGAUGGCCAAGACUUCCUUAUUCAUGAGGGAAGUUGAAAACCUCAGAAGAAAAAUGGAAAAUCUAAGCAUGGAAUUAAUGCAUCGUAUUUGAACUGCUUCAAUUUGCUGAUCAAAUUCGACUAGAGGUUUAUCUUUUACAAUGCUUAUCUUUAAUGCAUUGAUUGCCUCUUCGAUUUUAAUCAUCGUGUUAUUGCAUACGUUCUUCUUGAAGUAAUCUUCUUCUCCUAUACCAUCUGCCAUUAGCUUUUCGUGGUUGGUAUCUGUUUUCUUCAAUUUUUGUUUUCUUUAAUGCCUUUCCUGUAAUAGUGUUGGUUGUGUACAACACUUUUUCGGCUAAAUCUGACUGGGCAUCCAGAAUUUUUUUUCUGUUUAUACCCAUUUCGAGAAUUUUUUCGCAGUACUUCUCCUGUUUAUUGAUGAACUGCUUGUUUUUCUCCAAAGAAAUCGUUGGAGGUAUUUGAUUUGGUCGCCUAGUUGACCUUGCUGUGCCUCGACUCACAGCCGCUGAAUAUCUCUUGGAUAGCAGUUAGAUCACUGCGUUUAGUCUCUGCUAAAACGGCUUAUGCGAUCGGUUUUAAUGCGGGAAUAUACACCCGUCUUAGAAUUUUUUAUUUUUAUUUAGUCAAUAUGCGGGAAUAUACAUCCGUCUUACAAUUUAAUUUUGCCUGUAUUUUUUAUAAUAUCAGAGCUUUUUUAAAUUUGGCUGAGCUCUUUUUUUAGGCUCGAUAGGACCAAAUGUUAAUACCUCAAUAUAGCUUCUAACAAUCCUUACCGCUGGUGGGGGGAAUUGAAAGUCUUACAUUGAGGGAGAAUCUAUUCAUUAAUAUCUUUCUCCAUGCAGCUCCAUAAAAUCUUGAGACGGUUUUCGUAAAAUUCGAAGUCAAUUUCGUCUCUUAUUUUUAGUUUUGCUUCUGCAAUUGUGGAUCGAAUUCUUUCCGAUCUUCUUUCAAUUGCCUGCUCUAUAAAGUCUAUCCUUGUAUCUGUUGUUAGUUCCAUUUUGAACUCCUGAACUCGCUUCGUAUAAUCUUCAGCUCUUUUUUCUUCUGUUAUGAAAAUUAUUUGUUUAGUUAAUGUAUACACUAUUUCAUAUACUUGCUGUUCUAAGUCUUCCACUUCCGUUUUAUACUUCGUUAAGUACGGUAUUCCACAUAGUUCUUCAUAAUCCUUUUCUAAUAACCUCCACCUAUUCCUAAUGUGGGUGUCACAAGUCUUUAGCACAUUUUCAUUGGUGCUAAAUAAAUUCAUUUUUCCUUCAUCGAUGUAAUAUCGAAGACUGUGUGCUCUAUUUUGUAUUCUCUGCACUAGAGAUUUAGUCUUUUGGUCUUUUACUUUAGACAUGUCCGCAGUGUUCGACAUUUCAACUAUUUUUUUUUAAUGAAAUGGUAACAUUGACCUAGUCUUCCGUUGCAUUCUCCUCCCCGUGAACGCGAUGAUGUGGUGCAGCUGUUCAAUCUCUAAAUAUUUGUUGUGCAGCUGCUGAGCCAUUGUGUUCACUUUAUACUCUUCAAAUAUAGUUGAGUCUUUUAAAUAUUUCUGCGAAUUUGAAAUUUGUUGCUUUUCAACCGUGUAUUGAACAAGAUCGAUGUGGACAAUUAUAUCCCACGCUGUCCUAUUCAACCCAACAGGCCCUCUUUUUUUCCAAAAAUACUCCAGAACUAUUUUUAAAAUAACUUACAUUUAAGUAUUUUACGGAUGAUUAAACUAUAAGUAAGCUUAAUAAUGUUAAAAUUAAGUUUUUACUUUUUAUAUGAGUCGACCGCUUUGGUGUAUUACCACUUAUCUCAAUCGGAUCUUCUCUUAUUUUUUCUUCGAUAGGAAAAGGGCAAACAAUGUGCAUCGCCCUUUACGAUGUGCCUUUGCUUAUUCUUACGUCUACAUUUGCAAUCUUGGCUUAAAAUGACGUUUUCAAUUCGUCCUCUCUUCCACUCCAAUGGUGGAAUAUUUCGUUCCUUAAAAAGCACCAAUGUUCCAGUCUGCUACUAUCUGCAGAGAAUUUUAAAUUAUUACGAAAGUAUUUCCCGUACUGUGUUCUUUUUUAGUUUUAUUAAGAUAUUUAUUUUCAAGGGAUUUUAUUUUCCAAAACUGUUUUAGUUGAUUAUCUCGAUUUUUAUUUAAAUAUGUUACAAUACCACAGUGAGCUAAUUGGAACUUAUGUUAGUUGAUCCGUAUAUCAAUCACCCAAAUACACUGUUCUGCUUAAUUAACGUUUUCAAUAGAUAUUUUCUCUUUUUUUU
Bactrocera dorsalis (oriental fruit fly) is the source of this 5625-nucleotide messenger RNA. RefSeq lists its product as uncharacterized. The record is from RefSeq and is a predicted model, not a curated record. The transcript is spliced from 8 exons. NCBI's taxonomy places the organism in Eukaryota, Metazoa, Arthropoda, Insecta, Diptera, Tephritidae. The coding region runs from base 261 to 2102 and encodes 613 amino acids. Gene Ontology annotation, biological process: intracellular protein transport.